CGCUACUCGUUGCUCGACUAUCGAGCUUGGUUGGACUCAUCGAUAACUGAGGUGGAAAAAGACAGGAAAACAGUGUGUUUAUAAGUGAAAUUUGUUUUGUAAGCGUCGAGUUGGUUUGUAUACGUUUUUUUUCUGUAGGUAAAAUGGGGAACUGCCACACCGUUGGACCGAACGAGGCCCUUGUGGUUUCAGGUGGUUGCUGUGGCUCUGAUCAGAAGACGUAUAUUGUGGGAGGCUGGGCUUGGGCCUGGUGGCUCAUCUCUGACAUCCAGAGAAUGUCUCUGGAGGUUAUGACCAUCCUCUGUCGGUGUGAGAAUAUCGAAACUUCGGAGGGUGUUCCCCUGGAUGUGACAGGGGUGGCUCAGGUGAAGGUGAUGACAGAGAAUGAACUGCUGGGUUACGCCUGCGAGCAGUUCCUGGGGAAGUCAGUCGUGGAGAUCAAGAGUGUCAUCCUGCAGACCCUUGAGGGUCACCUGCGCGCCAUCCUUGGCACCCUAACCGUUGAGCAGAUUUACCAAGACCGAGACCGAUUUGCCACUCUGGUGCGAGAGGUGGCAUCACCGGACGUCGGCCGCAUGGGCAUCGAGAUCCUCAGCUUCACCAUCAAGGAUGUAUAUGAUAAAGUGGAGUACCUGAGCUCACUGGGCAAAACGCAGACCGCUGCAGUACAGAGGGAUGCAGACAUCGGAGUGGCAGAGGCAGAGAGAGACGCUGGCAUCAGGGAAGCUGAGUGUAAGAGAGAAAUGAUGGAUGUUAAGUUCUUAGCUGACACAAAAAUGGCUGACUCCAAACGAGAGCUGGAAAUGCAGAAAGCUUCCUUUAAUCAGGAAGUGAACACAAAGAAAGCAGAGGCUCAGCUGGCGUACGAGCUGCAGGCGGCCAAAGAGCAGCAGAAGAUCUGCCUGGAGGAGAUCGAGAUCGAGGUGGUGCAGAGGAAGAAGCAGAUCACUAUUGAGGAGAAGGAGAUCGACCGCACUGAGAAGGAGCUGGUGGCCACCGUGAAGAGGCCGGCCGAGGCCGAAGCCUACAGGAUGCAGCAGCUGGCUGAGGGUCAGAAGAUAAAGACGGUGCUGACGGCGCAGGCGGCGGCCGACAAAAUCCGCCUGAUCGGUGAGGCGGAGGCCUCGUCCAUUAAAGCGGUGGGGAAGGCCGAGGCUGAGAAGAUGAGGCUGAAAGCUGAGGCCUACCAGCAGUACGGCGAGGCUGCCAAGACAGCUCUGGUCCUGGAGGCUCUGCCCUUGAUUGCCAGUAAGGUGGCUGCACCCCUGUCCCGGACCGGCGAGAUCGUCAUGCUGAGUGGAGACGGCAGCCGCGUGUCUGGAGAGGUGAACCGUCUAUUAGCUGAACUCCCGUGUCCGUCAACGCCCUCACCGGGGUGGAUCUGACUAAGAUCCCUCUGCUCCAGAGGAUGGUCGGCACACAGUGCCAAGCAACCGUCUGAUGAACCAGGCCAGAGACUCUAAAUCCUUCAACAUUUAUCUGCCUCAAGCAUGAAAAUAGUUUUUUCAGCCUCUGGCCCCUUAUGCGACUGCCUUUGACCAGAAACACUUGACACCAAACAAGAGUUUUUUUUUUUUUUAUAUUUUUAAGAGGUUUUUAAUUUUCUAAGGGAAAAACAAGCUGGGGCCUUAUUUCUAAAGGACCAGACUAUAUGUAUCUUCUGAUGGAUUUAGUUUUAGACACAUUGAAUCCUCAUCACACUGCACUAGUUAGCCAGGAUUAUAUGCUGCCAUCCUGUCCAAUCAGAGUUGGUCCACUUUGAAUCUGGUGGUGUUAAAAUUUAUUUUAGAAGGAAAAACACCUCAGUCUUCAAUAGUUGGAGCUGGAAAGAGUACAAAAAAUUAAGGCCAAUUCUGAAUAUUGUUCUCUGCUCCAGAGCUGUUAAAGGGUCUGCCUCAAAUUUGGGGUGCACCACUUCCCUGUCAGGUGUUCUGGCCUUUAUUCACCUUGGGGGCAGAGUGUCCAGCCUCUGCCUCUUCACCCUCAAACAGAGCCCAGUUAGUGAAGUAACUUGCAGUAGACUGAGCCCGGUGUGAAAUGGGCAGCUUUUAUUUCCUCAUUGCUUUUAAAACUCUUUAUACAUUUUUUUUUUUAUAGAUGAAUUAACUCUAACUCA
This is a messenger RNA of Perca fluviatilis (European perch), 2116 nucleotides long. Its product is annotated as flotillin-2a-like. The coding region runs from base 144 to 1385 and encodes 413 amino acids. The record is from RefSeq and is a predicted model, not a curated record. Gene Ontology annotation, cellular component: plasma membrane. Gene Ontology annotation, biological process: protein localization to plasma membrane; regulation of myoblast differentiation. The transcript has 11 exons. NCBI's taxonomy places the organism in Eukaryota, Metazoa, Chordata, Actinopteri, Perciformes, Percidae.